This is a messenger RNA of Venustampulla echinocandica, 1848 nucleotides long. RefSeq lists its product as uncharacterized. The record is from RefSeq and is a predicted model, not a curated record. Gene Ontology annotation, molecular function: protein binding. The transcript has a single exon. Bases 1 to 1848 code for a protein of 615 amino acids. NCBI's taxonomy places the organism in Eukaryota, Fungi, Ascomycota, Leotiomycetes, Helotiales, Pleuroascaceae.
AUGUCCGUCCUCUGUACCUCGUCCUCAACGGCUGCCUCCGUCGCCUCAAAGGUAGCCCCCCGACAAGCGCUAUCCUUCCUAUAUCCUAUCGAGUUCCAGAAUCGAUGGCCUCGUCCAAGACGCAGCGGCCGCCGUCAAGCCGCCUCCAAAAUGAUAUUAAACACUGCUCCAGGACUCGAAGCUUGGUUCAUAAGCUCCCUAGCCAGCGCUGGCAAUUGCUACAAGCACAAUCCAAAGAAACCCCAGUCUCCCCCAUUUUUCUCAUCCCAGAGACCAAAAAUAUCAAUUGGCAGGGAAUUGGCGCACAACACUCCUUUCCGGCGCCAGCAAUCGACCGGAGGUGCGAAAUGUCGGAAGGAAGAGGAAGAGGACGAUGGAUUUCUCGCGCAGCCGAAUCACACGCGAGAGGAGCUUAUGGAAUUGGUGGACCAGUACGAUGGACAGCCCUUUACCUUUGCAGAUGAAAUACCAUUUACCAAACGUCCGAGCCGUUAUCAGCCUCCCGACGGCCCUCAUCUUACUGUUUCUGAUAAGGCUGAAGACGAAUGGCCCCCUGUAUACCAGGCGUGGCCUGCGGAUCCGCAGACGAAGAUCAAGCUCAAUGAGCUGGACAAGGUGAUUACAAAUCGUUAUGGGGAUCCUGAGAUAGCGUACCAAUUGUACAGAGAACUUCCGAAGCCGCGAGCACCGUACCUUGAGGCUACAGUUCGACACAGAUUGCUUCGAUGUUUGUCCACUGUGGAGCGUAAAGACGAAAUUUCGAUGCUUAGAUAUCUAUCCGUCGUGGAUGAUAUGAAGAACUCGGCUAUACCCCUAUCAACAACGGAGUGGAAUAGUGCGAUAUCCUUCAUUUCCCGGUAUGUGGCUAGAUCAACAGAGGUUGAGGUUGAAGCUGCAUUGAACUUAUGGAAAGAGAUGGAACAGGUAGCUCUGGUUAAAGCGAGCGACGCUACUUUCAAUAUCCUCUUUGAUGUUGCCUGUAAGGCUGGCAAGUUUACCCUUGCAGAUAUGGUCUAUAACGAAAUGGCGGCUCGUGGCCUCGAAUACAAUCGCUUUCAUCAUGUCAGUCUCAUCCAUUAUCAUGGAUUGAAGAAAGACGGCGAUGGUGCUCGGGCGGCAUACAAGACCCUUGUAGACGCCGGAGAGGUCGUCGACACCGUUGUGUUGAAUUCAAUGAUAUCCGCCCUCAUUUCCUCAUGUGAACCGAAUGCAGCAGAGAAUAUAUACGAGCGGAUGAAGAAGAUACAUUUUUCGCAGACAGAACCUCGAUUACCUCCCAAUGACUUCAUCAAACAGCGCCGAAUAACCCGGACAUUAAAACAAAUGGCACAGAAGAUCAAAAUCGACCCACACAAGAGGGAGAGGUUCCAAAUUAGGUCUAUUAUCGCUCCAGACGUUCACACCUAUCGGAUUUUGGUGAACUACUUUGCUGUUGAAGCUGGCGAGUUGUCUAAAGCAGCCAAACUCCUGGAAGAAAUGAAAUCGUUUGGAUUACCCGUCCAUGGGGCAUUAUUCCUGGCACUUUUGAAAGGAUUUGCUAUCCAUGGCGGGAUUCGGUAUACCGAGUGGACUGAGGAGAGACUCGAAAGUGUUUGGCGGACGUUCCUUCGAGCAAUAGAUGGCGAUACUAAUGACUUGUACAUUAAUAGAUGGAUGGUGACAUGGGCGUUGAAUGCUUUUGCGAAGUGCUCGGGAAAGUCCAGAACGAUGGCCGUUUGGGAAGAAGUGAGAGAGAAGUGGCAGCCUGACGAGCUAGAAUUAGAUUUCGUUCUGGGUACCUUGCGCCCUCUGCUUGAGGCCAAGGAUAUGGCGGAGGCACGUCAUGAUUGGAUUCUAGGAUCGUUGUAA